Molecule: messenger RNA, 1400 nt
Organism: Synchiropus splendidus (mandarinfish)
Lineage: Eukaryota; Metazoa; Chordata; Actinopteri; Syngnathiformes; Callionymidae
Product: mortality factor 4-like protein 1
Exons: 12
Coding region: 135-1106 (323 amino acids)
Biological process (GO): regulation of DNA-templated transcription; chromatin organization
Cellular component (GO): NuA4 histone acetyltransferase complex; nucleus
Source: RefSeq, a predicted model, not a curated record
GUCACGUGACUGGAAAGUCCGCCUUCCUCUCAGUGGCUCCGUCCGGUGUCGGAGGUUCGUUUGGUUCUGGAACAAAUGGACUCUGGCAAUGCACCAAUUUGUUCCUUCGGAGUUCCGAACCUCUGAGUUUGUGAAUGGCGCCAAAACAGGACCCUAAACCUAAAUUUCAAGAAGGUGAAAGAGUCCUGUGCUUUCAUGGGCCAUUGCUUUAUGAGGCGAAGUGUGUGAAGAUCAACAUUAAGGAGAAACAAAUUAAAUACUUCAUUCAUUACAGUGGAUGGAACAAAAACUGGGAUGAAUGGGUUCCUGAAAGCAGAGUUCUUAAAUAUGUGGACAGCAACCUUGCCAAACAAAAAGAGCUUCAAAAGGCUAAUCAGGACCAUUAUGUCGAGGGAAAGAUGAGGGGUUUAGCACCGAGCAAGAAGAUUGCUGCUGUGCAGCAGAAAAAUGUCGAUCUAAAAGUGAAAAAAGCAAAGCAGAAGACCCCAGGGCCUGGUGAAGGCACCAGCAGCAGAGAAGAGCCCCAGGGUCCGCGGAAGAAGAGGGCGCGGUCUGAUCCUACUGUGGAGAGUGAGGAGAUGUUCACCAACCGUGUGGAGGUGAAAGUGAAAAUCCCGGAGGAGCUGAAACCCUGGUUGGUAGACGACUGGGACCUCAUCACUCGGCAGAAACAGUUGUUUCAUCUGCCUGCCAAGAAGAAUAUUGAGUCCAUCUUGGAGGAAUACGCAGCCUACAAGAAGUCAAAAGCAAACUCCGAUAAUAAGGAGUAUGCGGUUAAUGAGGUGGUUGCUGGGAUCCGGGAAUAUUUCAACGUCAUGUUAGGAACGCAGCUGCUGUACAAGUUUGAGCGGCCGCAGUACGCCGAGAUCUUAUCGGAGCAGCCUGACACGCCCAUGUCCCAGGUGUAUGGAGCCCCACAUCUGCUGCGCCUCUUUGUUCGAAUAGGAGCCAUGCUUGCCUACACCCCCCUGGAUGAGAAGAGUCUGGCUCUGCUGCUCGGCUACCUGCAAGACUUCCUCAAGUACUUGGUCAAGAAUUCUUCAGCCCUCUUCACUGCUGGCGACUAUGAGGUGGCCCCACCUGAGUACCACCGCAAGGCUGUGUGACCAGAUCGUAACAUGAACUCUUCAAAAGACAUUAUUUUGUGUCAGAGCAGAACAACGGGUGAGAUUUCUAUCCUCCGGGGAGUCUGUCGAAGAGAAAACUUUCAAAAACUGGCGAGAAAGAACAGAUGGAGUCGACUUUUUCAAACAUCAUGUCACUUUUCUGUGUAUGCAUUCCAGCUGGUAGAUGUUGGUCUCUGUUGCAUGUGUAUUUAUUGGUGCUUAUUUUCCUCCACAAGCACAAUAUUGUUCAUGUUUUGUAUCUUAGUUGUGUAUUGGUAUGAAUAUGUUUAUAAA